AUGUUUCUCUACCAACUGAUCAACUUCUUCUUCGCAGCUUCCAAAAAGGAGGAGGAUUCGAAAUAUGACCUUUCCCUUUACAAGCGCGGUGAUCUAUUAGAAGUCCCCAGGACACUGUUCACCCAUUUUGGUAUCUACCUUGGCAACAACCGUGUGGCCCAUCUCAUUCCGGACAUCCUGCCUGCGAUUUCCAAGAAUAAAUCUGCAAUUGCCAAGAUGGUAACAAAUAACCGGUUGCUGCUUGGGGUUAUCUUGAAGGUUGCCAGCGUCAGAGUGGACUCUGUGGCGGAUUUCGCUUAUGGCUCAGAGAUUCUGAUCAACCACAUGGACAAAGUGUGCAGCCAGCCUGUGUUGGAUGGGGAUGAGGUGGCUCGAAGGGCUGAGAAACUCCUGGGCUCCGUCACCUACAGUUUACUGUGGUAUAACUGUGAACACUACGUUAUGUACUGCAGAUAUGGCAUGGCCAUCAGCUACCAGACAUACCAGUUCUGCACAACGGUGAGGAAGAUCGUCUGCAGCAGGAUGACUGCCUAUCUGACUGCGCUAUGCGGUGGAGGAACCAUGCUGUAUCUGGGCUGCGUGACGCCGCUGAUGGUUUUACCAACACUGCUCAUCUCAUUCACCAUCUGGAUGGCAGCCUAA
Messenger RNA from Seriola aureovittata, 642 nucleotides. RefSeq names its product lecithin retinol acyltransferase family protein. The transcript is spliced from 2 exons. The record is from RefSeq and is a predicted model, not a curated record. The coding region runs from base 1 to 642 and encodes 213 amino acids. Gene Ontology annotation, molecular function: phosphatidylcholine-retinol O-acyltransferase activity. Gene Ontology annotation, biological process: retinol metabolic process. Lineage: Eukaryota; Metazoa; Chordata; Actinopteri; Carangiformes; Carangidae.